Molecule: messenger RNA, 2075 nt
Organism: Salvia miltiorrhiza (redroot sage)
Lineage: Eukaryota; Viridiplantae; Streptophyta; Magnoliopsida; Lamiales; Lamiaceae
Product: endochitinase A-like
Exons: 6
Coding region: 282-1781 (499 amino acids)
Biological process (GO): cortical microtubule organization
Cellular component (GO): cortical microtubule
Source: RefSeq, a predicted model, not a curated record
UCAUACGAUUUCAAAUCCUCGUUUGAGUUGUGUUUCUUAAAAUAUUAAGCUGUCAAAGGUAUCAAGCAAACGACCCCUCCGAUUUAUGAACAACCAUUUCUGCAUUUCUGUUUCCUCUCAGACAACAACUCCUCAAAAAAAAAAAAAAAACAGAACAUUAAUUCUUGUACUAAUUUAAAAAGUGACACCACACACCUGCAACUUCAAUAACAAUCUUCUCCUUCAGUUUCUCUCUCUCUGCAGCUCAACACACCUGUCUGAUUUUACAUCAGCAAGCAACAAUGGCAACAUCCGUACAAUUUAGGCCACAUAACAGAGAUCUAGGGAUGGUGGUGAGGGAAGUUGAUGAAGAUCUAGCUAUUUUUUUGGGAAUGAAGAAUGGUGAGAAGGAGAGAAUUGUCCUUGCUCAUAUUGACAAUUUUGAGGAGUUUGAUGGCUCAACAAGCGCGGAGCCAAUGCCCGAUAGCUUCUUGUUGUUAAAUGGAUUGGGAGAAGAGGCAUUUCAGAGUUUGGCUGAUGACAGCUUGCUCAAUUUAGAGACUGGCAAGAAUGACCAUGAAUGGCUUCUCGCGCAGCAAGAUGCUCAGGACUUAGCAGCAAAUCAGGCUGAUGCAUCUAGUGGUGAAUGCAUUUCUCUGAAUUCUGAGCAGCUACCAAAAUCAAACAAUUUAGGCUCUUCAGCUUCUGCAAAUAGAAGGCCUCUAUCAUCUGGUGGCAGAAAGCCAUCAUCUCGAGCAGCAACGCCUAAUAGACGGCCAGCAUUGCCUGCAAAAUUGAAGCCUCGUGCCUCCACACCCACAUCUCGUGCUGCUUCAAAACCUGCAGCAGCAGCAGCAGCAGCUUCUGCUAAACCUGUGGCUUCUCAAGUGAGAACCUCGACUCCUUCAAGAGCUGCACCGAGGUCUUCUACUCCAACCUCUAGAGCUACCACGCCUGCAGCUAGCUCGAGGCCUGCAUCCACGUCUCGUGCUUCCACUACAGCUGCUAGAUCAUGCUCUGCUGCACCCACGCGCAAGCCAGCAACACCAUCAACCACAUCUAGCAAGUCUCCUUCGGAUGGAGCCUCUUCAAGGGGGAAAAAAAGCUCCAUAGUAGCCACAAAGAACCCGGUGGUACCAACACGUGGAGGCUGUGGUUCCUCGUCUAGGCUAUCAAAUCCCUCGGAGAUGCUCUCCGUGUCUCAUGAUGCCCCACAAAGUGUGAAAACAUCCAUGCCUAAAAGGCCUGCAUCUGCAUCAAGAGGGAGGCCUAGUGCCAUCUCGUCUCCUUCCAAAGGGAAACCGAGGCAAAAGUCAUGCUCCCCUACCAAAACACGGGCUACAGUUGGCAAUGCUUAUAAAAAUGGGAGCACGACACUAUCAAGAAGUCGAGGAUACAGCAGCCGCGCUGGUGGAGGUGGCGGUGAUGAUGUUAAUCCUGUUUUGAUGGGGACGAAAAUGGUGGAAAGAGUGGUGAACUCGAGGAAACUAGCUCCGCCUAAACAAGAUGAACUCAUCUCUGUCGAGAAUCCUAAGAGAUCUUCCCAUGAGAACUCGGGUUUUGGGAGAUCACUCUCUAAGAAAUCACUAGACAUGGCUAUAAGGCACAUGGACAUCAGACGAAGCGUUAACUCUGCUGGCAGCUUAAGACCAGUUGCAACUUCUGCUGUUCUGUCCUAUUUUUCCAAUGGCAAUCAAUCCAGUUCUUCUCAAAGCAGCUCUUUUGGGGUCUCGGAGUCUCCGGUCACAUCGUGCAGCGACAGUUCCAAGUCGAGCAAUGGCGUUAGCUCCUAUUUUUCUUGAUAGGAGAGGCUGGAUUUUCAUCAUCAACCAAAAAAAUGCAUGUUGAGAGAGCGAGAUGUGAAGAAGGUGGUUGUUAUGGUGUGAUAAUAUUGCAUUCGGACAUGUUUUCGUGAUGAUCCUUAGCAAUACUAAUGUUAAAAACUACUUUGUUCAUUAUUAAUUAAAACUGUCUGUAAUUAUGUAGAAUGAAAAGAAUAUCUCCUGAUUAUGUUGCAGCCAAAUGCAUAUAUGGCUCGUUUGCUACGUGGUAUGGAAUAAUGUGUGAUAUCUUUGAUUGAGAUAUCUAUUAAUUUA